AUGGAGUCUCCUAGGCACACGUUCGUCAAACUGGUAAUAUCAGAGCCCGACAACGAAUCCGAAUCCGAACCCAUAUUCGUUAAGGGCACGUGGUAUCCGACUCAUUUCGACCUCUCCAUCACCAACGGUCUGCAUGCCUGGACUUGCCACGCAACGGAGGAAGAGGUCAAGGAGAGAGCUACGCAAUGGGACCAACCAGUGAGUGAAUACAUCGACUUAGCUGAGAAAUACCUCGGGUUUGAACAGCCGGGUUCGGUUUACGGGUUCUCGGAUUCUGGAAACGGGUUCAGAAGGGGUUUGGAUGUUGGAAAGUGGUACAAAAAAAUCGCAAAUUUGUCUAUGUUAACAUGGACCUUUGAGAAGGAAGGUACAAAACUGGAAUGGCGAUGGAAAUGUCAACCUUCAAUAAAUAGCAAGAUGACUACAGCAGAUGUAUUGGACUUUCUCCUGGAUGCUAACAUAAGAUUAAGUGAGGAAGUUGUCCGGCAAAACCAGUCGACUGAUAGGCUCAAAGCAGAGGCAGAAAAAUGUUUGUCUCAAAGUGAGAAACUCAGCAAUGAAAAGACACAGUUUGAAAAGAAAAUCUAUGGGAAGUUUGUUGGGGUCUUGAACUCAAAGAAAGCAAAACUCAGACAGCUUCGUGAUCGGCUCUCCAAACAAGCAACUGCAAAGCAAUUGCAUGAAGAAGAUGAAGAGUCGGCAGAGGGGACUGAGAGUUUUGAUGAAGGAACUGAUGGUGGUGAAGAGCGAGGGAAGAACGAUACGAGUUACUCCAAGGAUGUCCCUGCUCGUAGACCGAGAAAGAGGAAGUGA
Messenger RNA from Fraxinus pennsylvanica, 813 nucleotides. NCBI's taxonomy places the organism in Eukaryota, Viridiplantae, Streptophyta, Magnoliopsida, Lamiales, Oleaceae. The record is from the annotation of a GenBank genome assembly.